Tripterygium wilfordii is the source of this 1960-nucleotide messenger RNA. RefSeq names its product protein NEN1-like. The transcript has 6 exons. NCBI's taxonomy places the organism in Eukaryota, Viridiplantae, Streptophyta, Magnoliopsida, Celastrales, Celastraceae. The coding region runs from base 130 to 1671 and encodes 513 amino acids. Gene Ontology annotation, molecular function: nucleic acid binding; 3'-5' exonuclease activity. The record is from RefSeq and is a predicted model, not a curated record.
UCAAACCAAACCCACCUCACUAAGCAACCCAAAGCCCACUCUCCCGUUAUAUUGGCGCGUCUCCGUUUCAGAGAAGUCUUAAACCCUCCUUCUCUCUCAUCUUUCCUUUCAAGAAUCAUCCCCGUCGUCAUGGGUUCGAACGACGAGAGAUCCGAGAUUGCAUUCUUCGACGUUGAAACCACGGUGCCGACUCGACCCGGUCAGGGUUACGCCUUACUUGAAUUCGGUGCAAUCUUGGUGUGCCCAAGGAAGCUGGAGGAGCUUCACAGCUAUUCGUCUCUAGUCCGACCCGCUGAUCCGUCCCUAAUCAACUCCCUCUCCGUUCGCUGCAAUGGAAUUACGCCGGAAGCUGUUGUUUCAGCUCCCCCUUUCGCUGACAUAUCCGACGUCGUUUAUGACCUGCUCCAUGGUCGGAUUUGGGCGGGGCAUAAUAUUAUCAGGUUUGACUGUAAGAGGAUAAGGGAGGCAUUUGAGGAGAUUAAUCGACCUCCGCCGGAGCCUAAGGGGAUAAUUGAUUCUUUGGCCUUGUUGACUCAGAGAUUUGGGAGAAGAGCUGGUGACAUGAAGAUGGCAACUCUUGCAGCAUAUUUUGGGCUUGGACAGCAGACACAUAGAAGCUUAGGUGAUGUGCGAAUGAAUCUUGAAGUUCUCAAGUACUGUGCAACAGUUUUAUUCCUGGAGUCUAGCCUUCCAGACAUAUUUACUGAGAAAAGCUGGGUCUCGCCUAAUGCUACUACCAGAAGUCGUACAAAUGGAAAAUCAAGCCCUGGUGGAGUAAGCCCAAACGUGAAUACUACCUCAUCAAGUUCAAAGCUCGCCAAUAAUCCAAUCCUGUCUACUACAGAUCAAGUAAUGGACCAAUAUAAUCCAUUAUUGUCUCUUGCCAGUAGCGGCAGCAGCAGCACUGACGAGUGCUUCAAUUCAGUGGCAUCGGAUACCACUCGUUCAGAUCCUUUCGACAUGGGCUCACUUAGUAAUGAAAUGAAUACUGAAUCCCUUCAACGGGAUAUCUCUAUGGAAGAAAAUUCUGUGCCAGAGUCUUCUGAAAUAUCUUCCACAGAGGCAUUCAUUGAAGGUUGCGGUGGCUAUAUUGAAUUCCUGGCCCCUGAUGAAGUUUGCGUUCCUGAUAUCCGUGCUUCUCUAGUCCCAUUGUAUCGUGGGAGUCAGAGAAUAAAACUGUUGCAUAAAGAUUUCUCUUUGCAGAUUUGUUAUUCUCGUUUGAGAGUGCGUUUUGGGAUUAGCACAAAGUUUGUUGACCAUGCUGGUCGACCACGAGUGAGUUUUGUAGUGGAUGUGCCUCCAACUUUGUGUACAGUUCUUGAUGCAUGUGAUGGUGUUGUGCAAAAGGUGUCCUUAGAUUCUGGUAGCAGCUCAGAAUGGAGGCCUGUUGUGACCAGAAAAAAUGGCUUCUUCAACUAUCCUACAGCAAGACUGCACAUUCCUACCGUAGUAAAUGAAGAUUUAGCCCAAUAUGCCACCGAGAUGUACCAGAAAGAAUCUUCCGGAGCUGCACAAAAGCUUGUGUUUAGCAAAUUUGAUGCUGCAGAACUGGACAGUUUCUUCAAACCUGGGACCUUUGUGGAUGCAUACUUUUCCUUGGAUCCGUAUGACUAUCAACAGAAUGCUGGCAUCCGGUUAGUGGCAAAAAAAUUAAUAAUUCAUUCGGAGUGAUGCAAAUAAGGGAUCAACAAUUUGGCUCGCCGGGUAGUCUGUUACUUGACAUUAGUACCAAUUGACUGUAGAUUUGCUAAUCUCUUGUUCCUGAGGUUAGAAUGUGAAGGGCAUGUACCAUGAUUUAUGUUCAGAAUAUUUUCUGAUGCACCGGAAGGGACACAAUGGUUUAUGUUGAGAAUAUGUUGUAAGUGGAAAAAUUUGUCCCAAGUGAUCAGCUUCUUGUCGGAUUUUCCACAAGAAGCUGAUUCUAAUCCAAUCUAUGAAAUAGAAGACAGAUUUGAAUCUA